Messenger RNA from Peniophora sp. CBMAI 1063, 588 nucleotides. The record is from the annotation of a GenBank genome assembly. NCBI's taxonomy places the organism in Eukaryota, Fungi, Basidiomycota, Agaricomycetes, Russulales, Peniophoraceae.
AUGAGCGAGUCUGUGCCCUUUGUAUCGACACCCACACAUCCUCCCGCCCAAGGCUCACUUAUGCAUUGGGCGCAAUCGCGGCUCAACUCGAUCUAUGAUGAAGCUGCCGAGGUAGACGCCCGGAAGGUCGGAGGAAGCACAGCGGAUGUGUCCGACGCAUUCGACUAUGCCUUUGCUAAGGGCGCGCACAUCAUGCUCAACAUGAGGCCCUCGAACGUGGAUCGACUGCGAGCGCGGAUGCGGAAGCAGCGGGGAGACGCGACUAGGAUGGUGCAGGAGUGGUAUGGAUCACUUGAGGUCGUUGAUGAGGGCUGCGCGGAAGAGCGACCAACGGGGCUGUUCACUGGUUUUCGGCACGUAACGCGUGUGUACGAAGAGAGGGAAGGGUAUACGCCCGUCGUACAUCAGCUCUGGUCCACGGUACAGAUCAGGGUGGCCGAGAACCCAAGUGAGCGCCACCAGGGCGUGAGCCGCAAAGAGGACUCGCGGAGGAUUGUCGAGUUCUGGGAAACGGAAAUUGACACGCAAGAAAUGGCGGAGCGGUCGGGUAUGGGAAUGAAGGACGCGGAGGGCCAAAAGAACACUUGA